This is a messenger RNA of Mercenaria mercenaria, 579 nucleotides long. RefSeq lists its product as uncharacterized. The record is from RefSeq and is a predicted model, not a curated record. Lineage: Eukaryota; Metazoa; Mollusca; Bivalvia; Venerida; Veneridae. The transcript is spliced from 4 exons. Bases 4 to 513 code for a protein of 169 amino acids.
AAUAUGGAUCAUUGUUAUUCCAAGCAAAAAGAGCAACAAAAUGAGAGAAUUCCAUCAGUAUUUGGCACCACUGAUCAUAGCUACAACAAAAUAUGUGACAAUAAUUCUAGAACUCCAACUAACAAUCGUAAGAGAGAAAGAAGUACACCAACUGGGAAAACUCCUCAACAGCCUUCAAAAAUUGGAACUGCAGUUUUAUCUGGUCAGAAGCGCAAUACUCCUUGGACAGAUCCAGAGAAAGAAUAUUUCAUACAAUAUGUCCAGCACACACCACAAAGUGAAACACUUACAGAUUACUGGCAGAAAUGUGCUUCAGCCAUGAAUGCCAAAUUUCCAUCUGGGAUGCGUAAUGGGCUGUCAUGCAAGGGAUUGUCACAAAGGUUAUUUAUAACCCCAUCAAGAGGUCAUACAGAAUCCUCCUUGGAUGAAACUGACAUUGCAUCUGGAUUCAGUAUGUUGUCAACCCAGGAUGUAAUGACACGGAAUGUAGGGACAGACUGCCUUUCCAGUUAACACUAACUCAUUUCGAUGUUAAAGAUGGUGAAUGGUUGUUUAUGGAACCAAGAAAAAAACUUGAGG